Molecule: messenger RNA, 2598 nt
Organism: Melopsittacus undulatus (budgerigar)
Lineage: Eukaryota; Metazoa; Chordata; Aves; Psittaciformes; Psittaculidae
Gene: PRKCQ
Product: protein kinase C theta
Exons: 17
Coding region: 1-2139 (712 amino acids)
Biological process (GO): intracellular signal transduction; peptidyl-serine phosphorylation
Molecular function (GO): diacylglycerol-dependent serine/threonine kinase activity; ATP binding
Source: RefSeq, a predicted model, not a curated record
AUGUCACCCUUUCUGCGCAUUGGUUUAUCCAACUAUGACAGUGGCCCUUACCUGCCAUCCCAGGGGGAGGUGAUUAACCCAUACUGUGCUGUGAUGGUGAAAGAAGCUGUGGAGUCAGAAAAUGGACAAGUGUACGUGCAGAAGAAGCCCACCAUGUACCCCCCUUGGAACAGCACUUUCGAUGCCCACAUCAACAACGGCAGGGUCAUGCACAUUGUUGUCAAGGACAAAAGUGCUGAAAUGGUUUCAGAGACCACGGUGGAACUCAAGGUGCUGGCAGAGAGGUGCAAAAAGAGCAAUGGGAAGACAGAGAUGUGGCUAGAACUGAAACCUCAAGGACGAAUGCUGAUGAAUGCAAGAUACUUCCUGGAAAUAAGUGAUGCAAAGGACCUGGCUGACAGUGAGACUGAAGCAUUCUCCCUACACCAGCGCAGGGGAGCCAUCAAACAGGCCAAAAUCCAUAAUGUCAAGUGUCACGAGUUCACAGCCACCUUCUUUCCACAACCUACCUUCUGCUCUGUCUGCCACGAGUUUGUUUGGGGACUGAAUAAACAAGGCUAUCAAUGCAGACAAUGUAAUGCUGCCAUUCAUAAGAAAUGCAUUGAUAAAGUAAUAGCCAAGUGUACAGGAUCAGCAGUCAAUAGCAGAGAAACAAUGUUUCAUAAAGAACGGUUCAAGAUUGACAUGCCUCAUCGCUUCAAAGUCUACAACUACAAGAGCCCAACGUUCUGUGAGCACUGUGGCACGCUCCUCUGGGGCCUUGCACGACAAGGACUGAAGUGUGAUGCAUGUGGCAUGAACGUCCAUCACAAGUGCCAGAUGAAAGUAGCAAACCUUUGUGGAGUUAACCAGAAACUAAUGGCUGAAGCUCUGGCAAUGAUAGGGAGCACCCAGCAGGCUCGCUGUCAGCGUGACACUGAACAGAUCUCCAGGGAUGGACCUCUUGAAAUUGGCUUCCCAGUUACUGCUAAGGAGGUGACAUCGCUUCAGCCAUUGCCAGCAUCUACAACAGGAAAAAAAGAGCCACAAGGCAUCUCCUGGGAGUCUCCAGUGGAGGGCACAAUGAAAGGGGAAUCUCUGAUAGAGUCAGACUCAGGAGAACAGCCCCAGGAGCAGCAAGAGCAGCAAGUGCAGCUAAAACUAACCAUUGAGGAUUUUGUCCUGCACAAGAUGCUGGGGAAGGGCAGCUUUGGCAAGGUGUUCCUUGCUGAGCUGAAGAGCACAGACCAGUAUUUUGCUGUGAAAGCCCUGAAGAAGGAUGUGGUGCUCAUGGAUGAUGAUGUUGAAUGUACAAUGGUGGAGAAGAGAGUCCUCUCCUUAGCUUGGGAGCACCCAUUCCUGACUCAUGUCUUCUGUACGUUCCAGACCAAGGAAAACCUCUUUUUUGUCAUGGAAUACCUCAAUGGAGGAGACCUCAUGUUCCAUAUCCAGAGCUGUCAUAAGUUCGACCUUCCUAGAGCAACGUUUUAUGCUGCUGAAAUUACUUGUGGCCUCCAAUUCCUCCAUUCCAAGGGCAUAAUUUACAGAGACUUGAAGCUAGACAACGUCCUUUUGGACAAUGAGGGGCACAUCAAAAUCGCUGAUUUUGGGAUGUGCAAGGAGAACAUGUUUGGAGAUGCAAAGACAAGCACUUUCUGUGGGACUCCUGACUAUAUCGCUCCUGAGAUAUUGCUGGGGCAGAAGUACAACACCUCCGUUGACUGGUGGUCCUUUGGUGUCCUCCUGUAUGAGAUGCUUAUUGGCCAGUCUCCUUUCCAUGGCCAAGAUGAAGAGGAGCUUUUCCAGUCUAUACGCAUGGAUAACCCAUUCUACCCUCGCUGGCUUGACAAAGAUGCAAAGGACAUUUUGCUGAAGCUUUUUGUGAGAGAACCUGAGAGGAGACUGGGAGCAAGAGGGAACAUCCGCCAGCAUGCCUUCUUCCGGGAAAUAAACUGGGAAGCUUUAGAAGAAAGAAGGAUGGAGCCUCCUUUCAAACCAAGAGUGAAAUCUCCAAGUGACUGCAGCAACUUUGACAAGGAGUUUCUAAAUGAAAAACCAAGACUGUCGUGUGCUGACAGAGCACUCAUUAACAGCAUGGACCAAAAUAUGUUCAGCAACUUUUCUUUUGUGAACCCUAAAAUGGAGAAGAUACUGUGCUGAGGUCCGCCUUACUGAAAGAGCUCUCUUUAAUGGUGAAUACUCUGCCACAUGAAGACUGUGCAUGGUGGUUUUUACCAAGAACCCUCCAGAAAAACACCUCAGUGAAAGUCUGUACCAUGCCUGGAGGCUUCCAUCUUAUUCCAGUCCAUAGCCAGCUACUCUUCGUUACUGAUGAAGUUACUUCGUGGUAUCUUUUGGUCUCUCAUGUUCUUGAAGUUGAGAGCAUCUGAAGAAGAGGAGGUGCCAAAACCUGUUCCUCACUACUUGUAUACACAGCCAGUGGGUUUCUCUGUAAGAAAAAAACAACUAUAUUUGAGUUUCUUUCUUCUGAAGGACAAGUGGUUUGCUUGAAGGUAUCUGAAGGUAUCUUGGAAGACUUUGGGCUGGAUGUUUCAGUAACCUCCACUUGUACGUGUGUGGAAUUGUGCAUGUAUGCACAGUUUUAAGAAGCAAUUUCAC